CCUAAUGUCCAAAGCCACCUACCACUUUUUUUAGCAUAUAAAAACGUUAAAAAUUACCAAAAUUUAGAAAUGUAAUCAAUUUUGCAAAAGUGUGAGAAAAAGCCGCAAAGGGUCUCAAUGGCAGCUUCUUCAACUAAUGCUCGUCUCACCAACCCUCCUCACGUACUAUCCAAACCACGACUCUCACCAACCUCCGUCGUGAAUCUCCGUUUUCCAGCCGCCGAUUUCCCUAUCCGCUUAUCUGCCGGUUCUUCGUCCCCGCAACUAAGGAGUGUGCCGUUUCCGGUGGUAUUUUCCGAUCGAAGCCGUCGGCGAACCAUGGAACAUAGCAAUGUCUAUGUGGCUUCAAAUUCAACGGAUAUGGAGAUCGGAAGUCAAGAUAUUGUGAAGAAUCCGAGCUUGAUCUGUGCUCCAGUGAUGGCGGAUUCAAUCGACAAGAUGGUGAUUGAAACGUUUAAAGCCCAUGAAUUGGGUGCAGACUUGGUUGAAAUUCGAUUAGAUUGGCUUAAGGAUUUCAACCCUAUUGAGGAUCUCAAAACCAUUAUUAAGAAAUCUCCUCUGCCCACUCUCUUCACCUACAGACCAAAAUGGGAAGGUGGUCAAUAUGAAGGUGAUGAAAACGAAAGACAGGAUGUGCUUCGUCUGGCCAUGGAGUUGGGAGCUGAUUACGUUGAUGUUGAACUUCAGGUUGCAAGUGACUUCAUCAAAUCUAUUGACGGAAAGAAGCCUGAAAGUUUCAGAGUAAUUGUUUCAUCGCACAACUAUCAGAAUACUCCUUCUGUUGAGGAUCUUAAUGACCUUGUUGCAAGAAUACAACAGACUGGAGCCGACAUAGUGAAGAUUGCUACUACUGCUGUGGACAUUGCAGAUGUUGCUCGCAUGUUCCAUAUAACCUCAAGUGCUCAAGGUCCCACAAUUGGACUUGUGAUGGGCGAGCGAGGUCUAAUGUCUCGGAUUCUUUGUUCGAAAUUUGGUGGUUAUUUGACCUUCGGCACCUUAGAUUCUAGUAAAGUUUCUGCGCCAGGUCAACCAACGAUCAAGGAUCUGUUAGAUCUUUACAACUUUAGAAGAAUUGGUCCUGACACAAAGGUGUAUGGAAUUAUUGGCAAGCCUGUUAGUCACAGCAAAUCACCUAUUGUUCACAAUCAAGCUUUCAAAUCAGUUGAUUUUAAGGGAGUAUAUGUCCACCUAUUAGUUGAUAAUCUUGCAAGCUUUCUUCAAGCAUACUCAUCCUCUGAUUUCGCUGGAUUCAGCUGUACAAUUCCUCACAAAGAAGCUGCAUUGCAAUGUUGUGAUGAGGUUGAUCCAUUGGCAAAGUCUAUAGGAGCUGUGAACACUAUACUAAGGAGAAAAAGCGACGGAAAGUUGUUGGGUUAUAACACAGAUUGUAUUGGUUCCAUAUCUGCUAUUGAGGAUGGCCUACGAAGAUCAGGUGAUCCAAGCAGUGGACCUUCUUCUUCUUCGCCAUUAGCCGGUAAAACAGUGGUGGUUAUUGGUGCUGGUGGAGCUGGCAAGGCACUUGCUUAUGGUGCAAAAGAAAAGGGGGCCAAAGUUGUAAUUGCUAAUAGAACUUACGAACGAGCACUAGAACUCGCAGAAGCAAUCGGAGGGAGAGCGUUAUCUCUCACAGAUUUAGAUAACUUUCACCCAGAAGAUGGCAUGGUUUUGGCCAACACCACAUCUAUGGGUAUGCAACCAAAUGUUGACGAGACUCCAAUUUCUAAGCAUGCAUUGAAGCACUACGCACUGGUCUUUGAUGCGGUCUACACUCCGAGAAUCACCCGACUGUUGAGGGAAGCAGAAGAAAGUGGAGCCAUAACUGUGUCAGGCUCAGAGAUGUUUGUCAGGCAAGCUUAUGAGCAGUUUGAGAUUUUCACCGGUUUACCCGCUCCAAAGGAACUCUACUGGCAAAUAAUGUCAAAGUACUGAGACAUAGCUUAAGUGUGUGUGUGUGUGUGUAUGUCCUACUUCCAUGAAAAGUCAGAUUCAAUAAAGCUGAUUCUCUCUCUUUGUAUUUAUAUAGUAUAUACAAAAACUAUUAAGCCUUAAGUUUAUUCAUUCGAUUUUAUGAA
This is a messenger RNA of Arabidopsis lyrata subsp. lyrata, 2072 nucleotides long. RefSeq names its product bifunctional 3-dehydroquinate dehydratase/shikimate dehydrogenase, chloroplastic. Lineage: Eukaryota; Viridiplantae; Streptophyta; Magnoliopsida; Brassicales; Brassicaceae. The coding region runs from base 118 to 1929 and encodes 603 amino acids. The transcript is spliced from 11 exons. The record is from RefSeq and is a predicted model, not a curated record. Gene Ontology annotation, biological process: chorismate biosynthetic process; shikimate metabolic process. Gene Ontology annotation, molecular function: NADP binding; 3-dehydroquinate dehydratase activity; shikimate 3-dehydrogenase (NADP+) activity.